AUGCUCAACCGACUGCACGCGAUGAAGCAGCUUUUGCCGUUCAUGUCGGUGGAGCUGCCCACGUAUCAUGCGCCGCUGCUGCGCGUCAAGACAAUGUACGAGUACCUUGCGUGGCCGCUGGGCCAGCACCAAGCGCAGCAAUUCUUUACAUAA
This is a messenger RNA of Saprolegnia diclina VS20, 153 nucleotides long. RefSeq lists its product as hypothetical. The record is from RefSeq and is a predicted model, not a curated record. NCBI's taxonomy places the organism in Eukaryota, Oomycota, Saprolegniomycetes, Saprolegniales, Saprolegniaceae. Bases 1 to 153 code for a protein of 50 amino acids. The transcript is spliced from 2 exons.